AUGUUCAGAGUGCUAGGAGCUUUGACAGGUGCAGGAAAACCUGCCCCUGUUUCUCAAGAGGAGAGAACUCAAAAGAUUUUAGAGCAGGCCCAUGACUUUGAAAUUGCUUUGCAGGCCAUGGAUUACGUCUUAGACGACCAUGCCGAAAAGGGAUUAAAACUACUUUUGAAUAAUGAGCGUGACGAUAAGGACUGUACUAUCAAUGUAUUGGCACGCGGAGUAAUCGAAUUUCUGGAAGCCACGUUAGGAUUUGAAGCUAGUGUUAUGAAAAAAGCUGCAGAAACGCUCUCUGAGGCUGAGCAGCUUUCUGCCAAGAGCAGACAACAAUAUCAAAAGUCGGGCUUGAAGACGAGUUCAUUAUAUCCACCUGGUACUGAAUAUGCAGUUACGUAUACUGAAGCUUGUUUACUGCACGCUCUUUUGAUGUUGUUCAGCGAAAGUAUGGUGGAAAGUGCCAAGGCCUUGUUCAAGUUGAGAAGAGCUUAUCAUAUGCUACAGGAAAUUUUGAAUGACAUUAAGAAAGCUGAAGCAGAAAAGAAGUCACCAAUGUAUGCACAGAAAGUUAAUGACUCAACUGCUUCCUUCAUUUCGACCGAAACAACUUUUACUUCUGUUGAUAUCCCUUAUAAAUUAACUCCUGAGGAACAAAAAGAUAAAGACUUGUUGGAUCUUGCUGAGAAAAUUUACUCCAUGCGUGAAAAGAGAUUAUCUGGUGCACACAUAGGAAAUUCUCCAGCUAUUGAAAGAUUAAGAACGGAUUUAGGCCUAGAGGCUCUUCAGAAACUACCCAAAAAUGAGCUUGAAUCCAAGUACACACGACUUUCAGACAAUAUUGAUCAAAAUCAAGCGACAAUUGAUGAGUUUAUUCAUUCUGGUGUAAAUCUUUGUUUUGGAAUUCUUCAGGUGGUUUUAUCGCUAAUUCCACCUGCUAUUGGUGCGGUAUUAUCGGUGGUUGGAUUCCAUGGGUCGCGAGAAGAGGGCUUGCGCAUGGUCUGGAAGUCUACCAAAGACAGAAAUAUCCAUGGCGGUAUAGGCCUCCUUGCAUUAUUGUUUUAUUAUGAUGGUCCUUUUCAAUUUACUGAUGUUGAUUUCGAUGUUCCCUCUGCAGAUGACAACUUGAAGAAAAUUCAAUCUGGAGAAAUGGACAAGCCUACACUUUUGCACCCGGGGAAGAUUCUUGAGCAUGCUCUUCUUCAAGCAAGGGCACUCUUUCCCAAUAGUGCCCUGUGGUUAUUACAAGAAGCACGUAUGUUAUCUUCCAAUGGCCGUUUACAGGAUGCUGUUGACCUGAUGGACUCUAUUGACGUCAAUAAAAUUGAAAUGAAACAAGUUAAGGCUUUGAUGAUUUUCGACAGGGCAAUGACUUUGGUUCACUUACAUCAAUUUGAAAGGGCUGCGGAGGAUUUGCUGGCCUUGAUAGAAAUUAACGAAUGGUCGCAUGCCCUAUAUACUUAUUUUGCCGGCUGCUGUUAUUUGGAAAACUAUCGCAUGUGUCAACUGGACUUGAUGGAUAAGGAAAAGAUGAAUUAUUAUAAGGAGCGUGCCACAACUUUGAUUUUUGAUGCUCCUAAGUUGGUGGGCAAGAAGAAAUUCAUGUCUAAGAAUCUUCCUCUGGACAGGUUUAUGUUGCGAAAGGUUGAACAGUUCAAAGAAUUCCAAGCAUCACUCGAGACUACAGAUCCCUUAGAUUCAAUCGGUGUUUCCCCGGUUCAUGAGCUGACAUACUUCUACAAUGGUUACAACAGAAUGACAAGGGAGAAUUUAGAAUUAUCUCACAAAAUGUUAACGGAGUAUCAUAACCCGCUAAUCGACGCUCAUGAUCCUGACCAAGAACUUCUCAAGAAUUUACUUACCGCACUGACAUUAAGAAGACUUGGCAAUGUUGAAGAGGGCUGCAAAUUGUUGGAUGAAAAAGUUCUUCCUGAGAUAAUUACUUUGCUACCUAACGGCAAAAUUAGAUAUAUCAGGAAAACAGAAGAUCCUUGGGCAUACCCCUCUGCUCUAUAUGAGCGUGCUUUGUUCACCUGGAAGCUGAAAGGAUUGGAAGGCUUAGAGGAGAGCAAGACUUGGCUAGUCAGAGCUCAAGAUUACGCCGAUGAUUACGAGUUGAGCACUAGGAUAGGGAUGAAAAUAAAGGCUGCAAUUGAUAGGCUUGAAGACUCCUAA
Molecule: messenger RNA, 2166 nt
Organism: Lachancea fermentati
Lineage: Eukaryota; Fungi; Ascomycota; Saccharomycetes; Saccharomycetales; Saccharomycetaceae
Source: the annotation of a GenBank genome assembly